AGUCCACCUGAUGGUAAUUGGAUGCUGUGGCCUAUAGACGUAUAUUUAUCCUCAAUUAAGAAUCAAAAUGCAGAUACGUUGUCAACCCUGAGGACUGAGAUGUUGCGACCUUGUUUACAGUAAAAAGUUUCUACUAUUAUUCUACUAUUAUUGUGUAUUCUGUAUUACGCUGGUAUUCUGUGAGAGCGCGUUCCUACCUCGGUUGAGCCGACCUUUUCGUGCUGCAACUAUAAUGUAGCUGCAGCGUGGCUCUACCACGUAUAAAAUUAUUUCGGAUUUCAGUACUGUGAUCUGUGAGUAUUUCAUUACUAUACUCCUUGGUCCACCACCGACCCACGUUCGCGAACCCAGUUCAUUCAGUUUCGAUCGAACACAAAUAAAUACUUCAUUUCACUGCUUAUUCAUAUAUUGCAUAGUGUCCUGAACUUUACUGUGUGUACUUAAAUGCUUUAAUAUUUUGAAUAAUAUUUAUUAUUUAAUUAAUGAAGCGCUUUGGUAUCUCAUGUACAUACAUGUGCUAGAUAAAAAGUAAUUUACACUUGUACGAGUAAGUUGUUUCCACGACUAUAUCAAACUCAAACUUACACAACAAGUGUUUCUGGAUUAUAAUACUAGUAUAGAUUAGUCGAAUCGAUUAUCACAAUUGUUUUGAAAUUAUGUACCUACCUACUAAGUAGAAAAUAGCCUACUCGCGAAAUACUUUUACAUCAACAAUCCGUUCAUAUCAUAUCAUAUCGUAUCAUAGUUCACAGGUUACUUAUAUAGCUUCUGUCAAUCGUUUGUACCGGACCGUUAAAAAUCAUCAAUACUUUUACCCGGAUCAAAUUAUCGAAGCAUUCACGACUGACACAUGCCACCGCAACGCACCACGACGCACCAUGUCGCAUAGCUGCCAGCAUCACUUACAUCUCAAAUAACUAAAGCGACAUCGAGGACUACCAAAUGACUUUUCUUUAGAAUUUGAAAAACUAAUUGUAAUUGAAACUUAUUUAACAAUUUUCCUCUUCACAAUUCUUUUAAAAUUACAACUUUCACGUGUUUAGCUAGCGGUUUACAUAUAUUAUAAUAUACAUUUUUAUGGUUCUUUAAUUGUUAGUGACCGCAUAGCGGAAUAAUGAUUUACCAGUAUACACAUCAGGUAUUAAAUACACGAACUACUUUUUUUAUUAUUAGCGCUGUAGGGCUAAUAAUAAGUUCAGUCAUGGCAUCUGCGAAACGAAACGAAAAACUGAACUAAAAAAUACUUAUUUUACUGUCGGACGUAAUUUACUGUCUAUUAUUUAUUUAUUUAUAUUUUGUGGAAGGGUCUGAGCGGAAAGAGAACUGUUGUGACAGAAAAGUGAAAUCACAUUUAGAUUUUAAAUAAUCUAAAAUACUUAGAUUUAGAUUUUAUACGUGAUAGAGCCUUGCUGCAGCUAUAUUAAUAGUAUAGUUGUAGCACGAAUGGGUGGGCUCGACCGGGGAAGGAUCACACUCUCACAGAAUACCAGCGUAAAAUAGCAGCUUAAUGCUGCUGUGUUUCGUAUGGUGAGUGUAGAGAACCGGAGACCCUUUUUACUGGAAAAGAGGAAUUUCAUUUUAGUCCUCACGGCUGACAACGCAUGUGCAUUUUAAUUCGUAAACGAAGAUAGAUGUAGAUGUCUACGGGCCAGAGCAUCCACUUACCAUCAGGUGGACUGUGUGCUCGUUUGUCACCCUUAUUAUAUAAAAAAAAGAUUAAAAUCUAUGGCGAAAAACAACUACAAUACAGUUAAAUCAUAGGGUUCCUUAGGGUUCCUUCACAAGGAACCCUUAAAGUCUCGCCAUGUCCAUCCGUCCGUGAAUCACUUCGGCUGUCCGCGGUUUUGCUCAGAGACCCGAGUUACAGACCUGCAAAGAAAAUGGCGAAAUUUGCGCGACACGUUCAAACGACAAAUAGCGAUCGAAAAACAGAUACGUGAAGGGAAAAAUAUUAAAAAAAAGACGUAUGUUUACUUCAAGUACAUGCUUUUCCUGUUACCGCACAUUCAGGCGGCGGAGGAGGAAGAAAAGGACGAGACUGUGUCGCCCCUUCUCGAUGAAUACUUAAGUCGCAAGCGAAGCGUCCAUCCGUCAACGAAGGCGCGCCGGCAAGUCAUGCGGCGGCGCGCCAACGAAGAGUUGGCAAUAGCAGAGGUGGCACCGCGCGCCUCGCUCCAGACACGUCACAUCAUCGAUGAAGAUGAGCACUUUCUCAUGUCACUUAUACCCUCCUUCAAGAAGAUGACGGAUGACGAAAAGCUUACCACCAAAGUGGAGAUAUUAAAAGUGAUAAAGCAAGUGAGACGUAGAUCGGUGCGCCGCGGAUCAGAGCGACGCGCACGAGCGUCCCCCCCGGCCGACGUCCUCAAUAUCGACGACAUCCAGCCCAACUUUAAGGAAGAGUUGAUUCACGUAGUAGCGGACGAGUUGUUGCAGUCUGGCGACGAGUGUGAUAAUGUAAUGAAAUGUGAAGAUAGCGAAGAAAGUUCUGAAUAGUUUUAACAAUAAGCUCAAUCUUAGGACUGAUAUCAAAUUUAAAGGUAGUGAUUUUAUAUUUUGCUAUAUUUUUAUUGUAAAUAAUGUAAAUUUUGUAUAAUAAUUGUUUGUUUAAUACAUGAUGACUACUCCU
Parnassius mnemosyne (clouded apollo) is the source of this 2629-nucleotide messenger RNA. The record is from the annotation of a GenBank genome assembly. NCBI's taxonomy places the organism in Eukaryota, Metazoa, Arthropoda, Insecta, Lepidoptera, Papilionidae.